Messenger RNA from Capsicum annuum, 830 nucleotides. RefSeq names its product nudC domain-containing protein 2. The transcript is spliced from 5 exons. Lineage: Eukaryota; Viridiplantae; Streptophyta; Magnoliopsida; Solanales; Solanaceae. Gene Ontology annotation, biological process: protein folding. The record is from RefSeq and is a predicted model, not a curated record. Bases 176 to 652 code for a protein of 158 amino acids. Gene Ontology annotation, cellular component: cytoplasm.
ACUUUAACCAAACACAGCGUUAGGCAUACAAAGACCAAACCCGGUUGGACCGGCUCCUGAAGAUUCGAGACCACGCAAACCAGCUAGAAAACAAAAGAACAAUUCCGCGCCAAGGAGGAGGAACAACAAAAUCAGAGAAAAAUUACCCAAAUCAGAAGCUGAAACCCUAAAUUCAAUGGCUGAAAAAUUGGCCCCUGAGAAACGUCACAGCUUCGUCCACAAUGGCCAAAAGGUGUUCGAGUGGGAUCAAACGCUUGAAGAAUUGAACAUUUACAUUACUCUUCCAGAAAAUGUUCCUAAGAAGCUAUUUUAUUGCAAGAUUGAUUCUAAGCAUUUGGAAGUUGGGAUCAAAGGCAACCCCCCUUACCUUAAUCAUGAUCUGAUGAACCCAGUUAAGACCGAUUGUUCAUUCUGGACUCUAGAGGAUGAUAUACUGCAUGUAACUUUACAGAAGAGGGAUAAAGGUCAGACAUGGUCUUCUCCUAUAAUGGGCCAAGGGCAGUUGGAUCCUUAUGCCAGUGAUCUUGAACAGAAAAGGCUCAUGCUUCAAAGGUUCCAAGAAGAGAAUCCAGGAUUUGACUUCUCGCAGGCACAAUUCUCCGGGAAUUGUCCUGAUCCAAGGACCUUCAUGGGGGGAAUUGGCUCAAGUUGAUUUCUACUAUCUUGAAAGUUUCAUUGUAACAAUGGACCUAGCUAGAUAUGCAUUGUUAUAAUGAGAAGCAAGGUGAUAAGCUCUCCACUGGUAUUCCUACAUGUAUUAUGAAAUAUUAAUUGUUCGCAACCAUCUUGUUCACUGGUAAAGUUUACUAAUCACCUCGUUGUUGAUUGAA